GGUGUUCGAAGGGGAAAUCACGGACGGGGUGUGUUCUCGGAUCGUGUGUUAACGCGUGGACACGCGUGAUUGAUUAUAUUUUUAAUAGAAGAUAUCGAGUGACAGUUUUGGGCCGGCAAUCCCUUAUCAAUUAACAGGUUUAUCGACAGUGGAAUCAUUACGUUACCCUGUAAAUGACAAUUAUGUUUAGUGACCCACAUACGUGUUUAGUGGCUAGUCAUAAUAAUAGUCUGACGUGGCCCUUUUGUCACACAACGCGGGCUUGGUUAGUGCGUCUGUAGAACACGCUUCAUCAUCAGCAGAAAGAUAGCGGCGCAAUCAUAUCAAUAUCUCGAAGCACCGAGUAAUGUGUAUACUUAUUUUUCCUUACGGUGUUCGGAAUUGACGUUUAAUAGUGUUUUAUGAAACAAUUGAUCCUGAGUAUAAAUUUACGAGACAGUUAUACCACGUGGGACUCGUUCUGCAGAUCGAGGCGUAUACACAAUCUAGUUUAUUAGUUUGCCAGCAGCCGUCCGUGGGAAUAGGGUAUGUUUGUAAUCAAUCUGUCUUUGGAUUUAGGAGUCUUCGUUACGGUUUGUGAAGAAGCGACUUGGUAGUUAUGAUUGAGACGGAUUCAAAACCCCGGAUGUGUUUUGGAUGUAGGAUGCACACAAACCGGCUGUUGAUGUCAAGUCUUCUUAUUGUACUGUCAUGGAAGUUUUCGACCGGGACAAAUGGUAUCACGCGUGGACUCGACUCGAAUACAGUGACGCUAUCACCGGCUCUUAGCAAAAUGUAUAGGACGACACAGUCCGAGUUGCUGUUAGAAGGUGAACCAACUGGGACACCGUAUGAUACUACAAACAACACAUUCGUGUUAGACGCUCUGCCGAUGCCGAAAACCGGAUGUCAGGAUUCUUGGAGUACAGCUCGUCUCAGUCUUUCAAAUAUAUCGUCUGUACUUAAUAUUUCCGAGGCACCACAUUUCUCUCACUCGACAAAAGGUGGCGAUAUACAAGAGCUACACUUUUGUGUCUGGCCAGCAGGCGACCACCAACAGCAGCGCUUCGGUUCGGCAUAUGACAACUAUUGUUUUAUUGUAUUAAUUAGCAUAUUCAACGAUGAUGAAGAAAACGUUUGCCCGGAUCAUUUUUACAGAGAUACACUGUUUACCGAAUAUUACUUCUUUGAGUUAUCACCAUCGUCAUCACGUGUUACUCUGGACAGGUGCUGUCGAUUGGCGAACAGUACAAACAAGCCUGGGCCUACUAACGUACUACUGAAUCUUUUACCACCGUACUAUCUACUGUCUGCCAACGACGGUACUUGCCCGAGCAUAGAGGGCAGUGUUACCUCAUCUGAAAAACUGAAACUAAAAGAAAUGAAAUCGGUGGAAUGGGACGGGGUCCAGCUAUGUUACUAUGAAAAAGAAGUUGGGCCUACAGAAGAAAUUUCAUGGACGCUGGAAAAGAAGGUGGAGAUUUCUGUUUACGCCAUCGUCUUAGGCACGCCCACCGCAACGUUGCUAGUCGUAUGCUUAUGCCAAAUUAGGACACGUUCCACAAAAAGGAAGUUUGCUUACAGACAGAGUGGAUUUUCUUCGAAUCACACUCAAGCGUCUGUCAUGUUUCGACAGUCAACAAACCAGGCACCGCUCGACCACCAGCCUUCAUCAAGCUCGCUGAGUGAGCGCAGGGGUUGUAGAGCUUCAACGCGAUUCUGAGUGUUUUACCGAUUCUUGCAGCGUCCAUGAUUCGAACUCGCUGGCAUGGUUCCAACAAGUACAGUAGGCCUAUGCUUCAACCAAUGGCUGAUGUUCAAAUGUGAAGGAAACGAGUAAAUGUCUUGAAAAUGGUGCUCAAUAGGGGUGCACAGAAGUAAAUAACCGGCAUUUCGUCGGAAUCUUAAUCUGGAUUUGAAAUUCCUAUAUGAACAGCUGGAUUUUAAGAGAUAAGGCAAUGAUAUGGUUAAUUCGAUUUCAAUGAUACUGACUAUGGGAGAAUUGUAUUGGGAAGCGUGCAAUAUUUGUGGGCACGCAAAAUGACGAUGCUGUACGGGAUGUACUGUGCAUUUGUUUAUAUGAAUAUUUUAUUUGACAAAGAGACCAGUAAUAUAACCCAUGCCGUUACAGCGAAUGAUUUGUUUGGCUGGAAUAGAUCUGUGAUAUACAACUCCCUGGAUAUACAAACAGGCCUCCGUACUACAGCGGUAUAACACUGGCCUUGUAAGCGUGAAAUCACAAUCAAUUUACGCUCGUCAGAGGAGCUGAAUAAUACUUGACAAGACACUUUUUCGCUGACGGGCUGUUGUUAUUCGGCAUUGUUUUUACCGAUAUUUGCUUACAUGUAUAUAAUAUAUAUAUGGCCUAUAUGUACAGUAUGUAAAUUUGUAUCCGAUUUAUUGGAAUUGAAAAGCAAAUUCUUCAGGGAGCCACGGAAGGCCAUUGUGGAAGGGGACGUCCAUCAACAUCUUCUAAAGAAAGUUACAACACACGGAAUGCUGUUUUAAUAUACACCAUAUUUUUCAGUUUCACAAACACAUAGGUCUAUGAUGCCUUUUACAGCAAAUAUUAUUCGUGGACGUUGUGUUUAGGUUAUGACAGAAAAUAGCGUUAACAAAAAACGCUGCAGUAACGCUUUCAACGUUAACGUUAUUUAAUCAGGUAUUGUUUUAUUAUAAAUAUGUAUUUAUAUGGUUUAAUAUGGAAAAUACGUUUUAAAUAAAAUUUCAAAAAUACUGCAACAUUGAUUAUAAUGUUGUUAUAAUGUAAAAUUAAUAGCUCAUUGUGCAUAGUGGGCUUAAAACUUAACUUAAAAUUAAGCUUUUUUCUGUUUAUCCAGAUGAUGUCAGUGACAAAUAGGCGAGACUUUUAGCCUCUUACUGAUUAGGCGUUUAGGUGUAUGAUGGGCGAAACUGCAGCAUAGCCUCAAGAAAAUUAUAGAAUCGCCCGUCCUAUUCAGGUACAUUGUUUUGCUUCCUGAAUACGAGGAGCGAUUCCAUUAUAUUUGUCUAUGCUCCAGGGUAAAUAAUUAAACAACAGGCAAACAUAAGCCGGGCACACACUGUGCCGACGGUCGUCAGCCGAAGAAAUAUGGAGAACUCAAAGAGACAAGGCGCGCGCAACGGAUCAUUUUAAUGACGAUCCGCUCAGUCUGCCACCAGUAUCAAAUCAGGAAAGAGGCGGUGUCGCAUCGUCAAGUUCUCACUGAGAGCGGUGAUGGAUUCGACGGUCAUACGAGCCUCGAACCUCGAACAUUGUGUGCCCGGUUUUAUAAACUAUGAAAAUUUGUAUAAAUUGGAUAUUAUUAGUACGGUUUGCGUAAAGUCAAUAUAACCACGCGUCUAUAUUGUGUAUAUAAUGUAUGAGUAAACGCAUAUACUGUUGAGCCGUACAGGGCGGUGCACUUCACAUUUUAUAAGAACUAUGUUUUCUAUUCAUAUUUGUUCAAUGUUUGCCGAUCUGUGUAACACCUUAUGUAUCUCGUUAUAGGCCUUAUAUUAAAAAUACAUUUUUGGUAUUUCGUAUUACUUA
Molecule: messenger RNA, 3511 nt
Organism: Anneissia japonica
Lineage: Eukaryota; Metazoa; Echinodermata; Crinoidea; Comatulida; Comatulidae
Exons: 9
Coding region: 599-1702 (367 amino acids)
Source: RefSeq, a predicted model, not a curated record